This is a messenger RNA of Eimeria mitis, 3249 nucleotides long. RefSeq lists its product as uncharacterized. Gene Ontology annotation, cellular component: nucleolus; nucleoplasm. The record is from RefSeq and is a predicted model, not a curated record. Lineage: Eukaryota; Apicomplexa; Conoidasida; Eucoccidiorida; Eimeriidae. The coding region runs from base 1 to 3249 and encodes 1082 amino acids. The transcript has 2 exons.
AUGGAGGAAGUCAGCAGCAACAACAGCAGCAGCAGCAGCAGCAGCGGCAGCAGGAGCAUGAGCAGCUGUGCUGCAUUCCGAGUGACUCACUUUGGUUUCCCCCCCAGCACCAGCACCAGCAGCAGCAGCAGCAGCAGCAGCAGCAGCAGCAGCAGCAAGGCGAAGGCAUCAGCAGCACUAGACGUUCAUCUCUCUACCUGUCUGCUGCUGCAGGUGGGGCCCCUCAACGUGCUGGUGGACUGCCCGCUGCUGCUGCGUUCGCUGCUGCACUCACCGCCGGUAGGUUACCAGACCCUCACAGCAGCAGCAGCAGCAGCAGCAGCAGCAGCAGCAGCAGCAGCAGCAGCAGCAGCAGCGAGUCCAGCAGCAGCAACAGCAGCAACUGAGGCAGGGGUGGGGGCCUCCUCCGGCCGCCUCAGAGUGCAGCAGCGGCUAGACCUGCAGCAGCUGCUGCAGCAGCUGGGGGGGGCCCCCCUUCACGCUAUACUUAUAACGAACCCCCAUGGUCUGCUGGGGGUGCCGCUGCUGCUGAGUCAGCUGCAGCAGCAGCAGCAGCAGCAGCAGCAGCUCCCCACCAUCCUUCAAGGGGAGACCAAUGACGACGUGCUGCAGCUGCUGCAGCAAGGCAGCAGCAGCAGCAGCAGCAGCAGCAGCAGCAGCAAAGCUUCGCAGCUAGAUAUAGAAGCGCUGAUGCAGGUGUGCAGCUACGGGCAGCGCCACACCAUCCGAGCUGCUGCUGCUGUGCCAUCUGCAGCAGCAGCAACACCUGCAGCAGCAACACCUGCAGCAGCAACACCUGCAGCAGCAGCAGCAGCAGCAGCAGCAGCAGCAGCAGCAGCAGAGCCUGGCCUGCAGCAAGAGUAUAUAAUAACCCCCUUCAGCAGCGGCUUUUGUUUAGGGGGAGCCAACUGGCUGAUAGAGACCCCGGGCGGCAAGAAGCUCUUCAUUGUGGGCCCCAGCAGCAGCAGCAGCAGCAGCAGCAGCAGCAGCAGCAGCAGCAGCAGCAGCAGCAGCAGCAUGGGGAUGCUCGGUGAUGAUGAUGAUUGUGCUGCUGCUGCUCAUCGUAAACCACUGGAAGCAGACUGGAGCUGUCUUGCUGCUGCUGAUGCUGUUGUCUUCUUUGAGUGUCAGCAGCCGCGGUUGCUUUCAUCCCCCAGCAGCAGCAGCAGCAGCAGCAGCAGCAGCGGCAGCAGCAGCAGCAGCAGCGGCAGCAGCAGCAGCAGCAGCAGCAGCGGCGGCAGCAGCAGCAGCGGCGGCGGCAUGAGCGGCACAGCAGCAGCAGUGAAGAUCCUCGAGGAACCUUUGGGUGGCAGCAGCAGCAGCAGCACCAGAAGCAGCAGCAGCAGCAGCAGCAGCAGCAGCAGCAGCGGCUUAGCUGAUAGCAGCACCAGUACACGGGGGCAAACAGUGCAGCAGCGAGUGCAGCUGCUGAUGCGUGUAGUUGCUGCUGCAGCAGCAGCAGGCAGCAACGUGCUGCUGGUUACGGAUCCCUGCGGGGUGCAGCUGCUGGACCUGCUGCCGCUGCUGCUGCGAGCGUGGCCGCAUGCUGCUGCUGCUGCUGCUGCUGCUGCUGCUAGCUGCGUAUACACCGUAGGCUACAACUGGCCCAAGCUGCUGCGGUAUGCUGACGAAGCUAUCGAGUGGCUGCAGCCUCCCCAGCAGCAGCAGCAGCGGCAGAAGCAAAAGCAGCAGCAGCAGCAGCAGCAGCAGCAGCGUGGGGAGACAACAGCAGCAGCAGCAGCAGCAGCAGCAGCAGCAGAUCUGUGCUGCGACCCGCCAUUCGGAUACGCAGACAUGCAGCAGAUGCAUCGCCUGGUUGUUGCUGAGCUGCUGCAGCAGCUGCCUACAUUAAAGAAGCCCUUUCUGGUUGUUGCUGCUGCUGCUGCUCUGCGUGCGGGACCAGCAGCACAGCUGCUGCAGCAACUCAGGAGCAGCAGCAGCACGCUGCUGCUGCUGCUAGACCCCGCCUUCUCGGCCCCAGGAGAUGUCAUUCGUUUGCCUUCGCUGCUGCAGCAAGCAGCACUCAAGCAGCAGCUGGCGCAGGAUGUAUGUGUGCUGCUGCAGCGCCACCAGCAGCGGGAGGAGGGGCCUGCUGCUGCUGCUGCUGCUGCUGCUGAGGGCAGCAGCAGCAGCAGCAGCAAGGAACGCAGCGUUGCUGCUCUUGCAUGCGCAGUUGAAGCAAGAGCUAGACAGCUUGCUGCUGCUGCAUGCGGUCUGCUGCUGUGGCCCUUUACCUACGAUGAGUCUUUCAUAUCUCCCGUGCUGCAGCAGCACGUUGCUGCUUCUGCAUGCGUUGCCUUACCAUACUUCUUCGAUGGUGUUCUCCCCAGCAGCAGCAGCAGCAGCAGCAGCAGCUCUCAGCAGCAGCAGCAGCAGCAGCAGCAGCCAUCGUUUCACCUGAUGCAGCCAACGGCCUUGCUGCCGCUAGAGAAAGGAGUUGCUGCUGCUGACGCUCUGCUGCUGUCUCAGUCUUUCUCGCUGCUGCAGGUUGCUGCUGAUGAUAUGGAGAUGCAUGCAUACGAAGCCCCAACACCAGCAGCAGCAGCAGCAGCAGCAGCAGCAGCAGCAAGAUCAACUGCUGCUGCUGCUGCUGCUGAAGGCGAAGAGCAGCAGCAGCAGCAGCAGCAGCAGCAGCAGCAGCAGCAGCAACGCGUAUUCAUUGCGCCUGUUGGUGAGGGUACUCUGCUAUACUGCAAAGGAGGGAACGCGACGCUGCUACCAGCUGCUGCUGCUGCUGCUGCUGCUGCUGCUCCAGCUGCUGCUCCAGCAGCUGCGGCUGACCCAGCAGCUGCUGCUGAUCCAGCUGCUGCUGCUGAUCCAGCAGCAGCAGCAGCAGCAGCAGCAGCAGCAGCUGCUGCUGCUGCUGCUGCUCCUAGCUGCAGCUGCCCCACACUGUUGUUCGGAGUGCCGGACCUGCAUGCGAUGGCCGUGCUGCUGCAGCAACGAGGCUUUGCUGCUUCUGUUGCUGCAGUGGAGGGGGGAGAGAGAGCUGCUGCUUAUCCUUGCUGCAGCACAGCAGCAGCAGCAGCAGCAGCAGCAGCAGCAGCAGCAGAGCUUCGUGUUCCUGCACUGAAAGCUUCACUCGUUUACCACCCCUGCUGCGGCGUCGUUGAUAUUAGGGCCCCGCAUGCAAAGCCAAGACAGCUGCUGCAGCAGCUGCUGCAGCAAGUGCUGCUGCAGGCCACAGUGCAUGCUGCUGCAUGCAGCUGCAGCAGCAGCAGCAGCAGCAGCAACUCUGCUCCUGCAUGA